AUGGCGACGCCAAUCUCCCCAUCCGAGCACACAGCCGCCGUCAAGGCCCGGCGCGUGCUGGCCUGCGUGCUGUGUCAGCAACGCAAGAUCAAGUGUGAUCGUACAUUCCCUUGCGCCAACUGUGUACGUGCCAGCGAGCAGUGUGAACAGUCAACCCGCCAGCGACGCCGGAGGUUUCCUGAGAGAGAGUUGCUAGCGCGCCUGCGACGCUAUGAGAGCCUGCUUCGCCAGCAUAACAUCGAGUUUGAUCCUCUCCAUACGCCUACUGCAAACCGUAGGUCUCCCAGCGAGGAUGGCCAAGAUGGACUUCCAGAGGGUGCCCACUCAGAAGGUGCUCUUCGUGAUACGGAUUCUCGCCCGUCGAGAGAAAAGAAAGCAGUCAAGCCUAAAUCCUUGAAUCUCUGGCAUGCUAUGAAUCAAAAGACUAUUGAUCCCAAGGAUGAUGAUGGAAACGACGGUGACGACGACGAUGAAAACGACACCGGCAACGACCACUUGUUCUUCGGUUCACCGGCAGGGAACAUCGAUGACCUUUCUGCUUCGCAUCCGACCCAGGUACAGAUCUUCAGGCUUUGGCAGAUCUACUUGGAUAACGUGAACCCUCUUCUUAAAGUAACGCACACACCUACCCUUCAAACACGUAUCAUCGAUGCUGCUAGCGACAUCGCCAAUGUCGAUCCCAUAUUGGAAGCAUUGAUGUUCAGUAUCUACUGUGUCUCCAUUCUGAGUCUCACAGAAGAUCAGUGUAUUACCUUGUUCGGAUCUCCCAAAAAGGAUCUUUUGAAAGCCUAUCAGUCUGCAUGCCAGCAAGCGUUACGGAGUUGUUGUAUUUUACGUUCCAGUAACCGUGAGUGCUUGACCGCAUUGUAUCUGUAUCUAGUGUCGACCAGGCCUGACACGGACCCUGUAUCUCUCUCAUCAAUGCUUAGCGUUGCUAUAAGGAUCGCCCAGCGGAUAGGCAUUCAUAAUGAGUCGUUAUACAGUAAAUGUUCCAGUCUCGAGGCAGAGAUGAGUCGGAGACUGUGGUGGUCGCUCAUUAUCUUUGAUAAUCGCAUCUGCGAAAUGUCCGAUUAUAAAACCACGUCGCUAGCUCCUACCUGGGACUGCCGUAUUCCUCUCAAUGUUAGUGAUUUUGAGCUUCAGCCAGAUAUUAGAGCCCCACCCGCAACAAGCAACAGACCAACAGAGAUGCUCUUUGCUGUUGUGCGCAGCGAGCUCGCCGACUUUGUCCGUCACAGCACCUUCCACCUCGAGUUUACCAAUCCGUUUUUGAACACGACCGCCCGCCGAUCUACCACCACAGACGAGGGGGAGGGACUUCUAGCGCUCGAGAAGAUGAUAGAGGAGAAAUACCUCACAUUCUGCAAUCCAGAGAACCCACUGCAUUUCAUGACGAUGUGGACAAUGCGGGGCUAUUUGGCCAAGAACCGCCUCUUGCAACACUACUCUCGAUACUUGGCGGGCUCUGUGCAGCAGACAGCUACACAGCGGAACUCAGGCAUCUCUCACGCACUGCGCAUGCUAGAGUGCGAUACCAACCUCAUGGCAUCGUCUCUCACCAAGGGAUACCUGUGGCUUAUUCACUUCCACUUCCCCUUCCCCGCGUACAUUCAUAUCCUUCAGGAUCUGAAGAAGAGGCCCAUCGAGAAACACGCAGACCAGGCGUGGGAGGUCAUGAGCAAUAACUACGAGGUCCGCAUGAUGGAUGCUAAGGAGGAGGACCGCCCCUUCUUUAUCGUCUUCUGUCGGAUUGUCUUUCAGGCUUGGGAGGCACGUGAAAAAAUAGCGAGACAGCAGGAGACGCCCCUAGUGCCACCGCGGAUUGUGUCGGAUAUCCGGAAUAAAGUAAUGCAUAUGAUAUCGAAUUUCGGACAAGACGCGGACACAAUGCAGCCCGGUGGUUCCCUAGGUUCCAAUAUGGGUGACCUGUCGAUGCCUACUGAGAUGGAUUUCAGUGUUCCUGGCAUAACAUAUGGUGCUGACUGGCAGGUUCCCACGAGUUUGGGACCGUGGGGGUAUCCUGAGAUUCCUGGGCCGAACUUAACGGACGUGGAUGUGAAUCAAUUUCUUUUGGACACGAUGGAGUGGAAUGGGCUGCAUGUACGAACGGGGUGA
Molecule: messenger RNA, 2115 nt
Organism: Penicillium roqueforti
Lineage: Eukaryota; Fungi; Ascomycota; Eurotiomycetes; Eurotiales; Aspergillaceae
Product: Zn(II)2Cys6 transcription factor
Exons: 5
Coding region: 1-2115 (704 amino acids)
Biological process (GO): regulation of DNA-templated transcription; DNA-templated transcription
Molecular function (GO): DNA-binding transcription factor activity, RNA polymerase II-specific; zinc ion binding; DNA binding
Source: RefSeq, a predicted model, not a curated record